CGGCGGCGGAAGUGACGGUCAGUGUGGGGUGCUUGUCUUUGGGGGAAGAUGGCGACUGUGGCUGUGCUAGGCAGUGAAGAAGGUGAUUCAUGGCAGGGGACGUGGAAGGAUUUAGUUCCUCUAUCCAUGACACCAGCGUUUCUGCUGGGUUCAGAACACUGUAUGAAGAGGGAUUGCUUUUUGACGUCACUCUUGUUAUUGAAGAUCACCAAUUUCAGGCUCAUAAAGCAUUGCUUGCCACCCAAAGUGAUUACUUCAGGAUUAUGUUCACUGCUGAUAUGAGGGAGCGGGAUCAGAAUAAAAUCCACUUGAAAGGUCUAACUGCCACAGGAUUCAGUCAUGUUCUCCAGUUCAUGUACUAUGGAACCAUUGAACUGAGUAUGACCACUGUUCAUGAGAUCCUGCAGGCUGCCAUGUAUGUCCAGCUUAUUGAAGUGGUUAAAUUCUGCUGCUCCUUUCUCUUAGCAAAAAUCUGCUUGGAAAACUGUGCAGAAAUUAUGAGACUCUUAGAUGACUUUGGUGUAAACAUCGAGGGUGUCAGAGAAAAGCUGGAUUCCUUUUUGUUAGAAAACUUUGUGCCUCUCAUGGCCAGACCUGACUUCCUGUCCUAUCUGAGCUUUGAAAAGCUUAUGACUUACUUGGAUAAUGAUCAUCUGAGCAGGUUCCCAGAGAUAGAGCUCUACGAGGCUGUUCAGGCUUGGCUGCGGCAUGAUAGAAGACGCUGGAGGCAUACCGACACCAUCAUUCAGAACAUCAGGUUUUGUUUGAUGACACCAUCCAGUGUUUUUGAAAAGGUGAAAACAUCGGAAUUUUAUCGUUAUUCCCGGCAGUUGCGGCGUGAGGUGGAGCAAGCUAUGAAUUACUUCCAUAGUGUACACCAGCAGCCUUUGAUGGAAAUGAAAUCAAAUCGCAUUCGUUCUGCCAAACCCCAGACAGCAGUAUUUAGAGGAAUGAUAGGACACAGCAUGGUAAAUAGUAAAAUCCUUCUCCUGCACAAGCCAAGGGUAUGGUGGGAGCUAGAAGGCCCACAAGUACCUUUACGCCCAGACUGCCUUGCUAUCGUUAAUAACUUUGUGUUCUUAUUAGGUGGGGAAGAGUUGGGGCCAGACGGUGAAUUUCAUGCUUCCUCCAAAGUGUUCAGAUAUGACCCAAGACAAAAUUCUUGGCUACGAAUGGCAGACAUGUCUGUACCACGCUCAGAAUUUGCUGUUGGUGUUAUUGGAAGGUACAUCUAUGCAGUGGCUGGGAGGACAAGAGAUGAGACAUUUUAUUCAACUGAGCGAUAUGAUAUCACAGAAGAUAAGUGGGAAUUUGUGGAUCCCUAUCCAGUCAAUAAGUAUGGACAUGAAGGAACUGUUCUUGGUAACAAGUUGUACAUCACUGGUGGAAUAACAUCCUCUUCCACAUCAAAACAGGUUUGUGUGUUUGACCCCAGUAAAGAAGGGACUGUUGAGCAGCGAACAAGGAGGACUCAAGUGGUCACUAAUUGUUGGGAAAACAAAUGCAAAAUGAAUUAUGCAAGAUGUUUUCACAAGAUGAUUUCAUAUAAUGGCAAGCUUUAUGUUUUUGGAGGUGUCUGUGUAAUCCUAAGGGCCUCUUUUGAGUCUCAAGGGUGCCCUUCCACAGAGGUUUAUGAUCCAGAUACUGAUCAAUGGACUAUUUUGGCUUCAAUGCCAAUUGGUAGAAGUGGCCAUGGUGUAGCUGUGUUGGACAAACAGAUAAUGGUUCUUGGAGGCCUUUGUUACAAUGGGCACUACAGUGAUUCAAUACUUACUUUUGAUCCUGAAGAUAAUAAAUGGAAAGAAGAUGAAUACCCAAGAAUGCCCUGCAAGCUAGAUGGCUUACAAGUUUGUAGCCUACACUUUCCUGAAUAUGUGCUGGAACAUGUUAGACGUUGCAGCUAAAAGAAAAGACCCAAAAACUAUUUAUAAUUUGAUGGGGAAAAGGAAAGCUGAUUUAAGCCCACUGAAGACAUAGUCCUUUGUAAUACACCUCUUAAAUUAAUAAAGAGAGAAAAAAGUGUACAGGGAAUGCAUCUACAGAGUUUAUUAGGAAUGCCAAUAAUUGUGGUUUUGUAUCGAUUUUAUUUUUUACAUGCUGUUGUAUGUUUUGAGAGGGGAAACUAGAAGUUGUUCUUCCAUUUCAUGUUUUAAACUCAUAUAAUAAGUUCAUUGUGUGAGCGAAGACGACUCAUGCUUCAGGAAGCACUGGAAUCUACUGUGUUUGCAAGGUGGGUCGGAAACAUAUUGUGUGCAUUUUAACUUUUUAAACUGUGUUGGGAUAAAAUUCAGCAGCCUUACUCUAGAACACAGCCUGAUUCCUAAUGUAGCAAUGAAAGGGGCCUACCAGUUUGUUCCUGUACAUUACUUGUCCUUUAAAUAUUUUUUCUUCCAUUUAUAAGCUCUCCUGAUUAGGUCUGACAGUUUCAUUUUGCUAUCAGUGACAAUUCAAAAUGGUUUUCUAUCGUUUGCAUGACUUUCCCUUUAAUUUUUUGCAGUAGCUCCAGUAAGUCUGCUGAAAAAUACACUUGUCUUAAAAGUAACACUGACAGUUUUCUACUAAAAUACUCUAGGCUGCCUUGUCUGCAUUGUUGUUUGUGAAUAAAAUAUAUCUCCGUACACAUACAGGAAUACAUUGUAAGAUCAAGAUGAAAUGCAUAUUUUUGUGCAGCUAGAAAAGUCUAUUUUUAACUAGUGCACAGAUAUCAGCCACAUCUUAUCAAUUUUAGCUGUGAUAGUACCCUUUAACGUACUUAAAUUUGUUGGGUAACUGGAGGCAUCAUUCCUAUCAAUGUCAACUUAUAUUUGGUAUAUACUGAUUGAUUCAGUAACAUUUAAACUCAUUUUACACUAAUUGUAAGAAAAGGUGAUUUUUGUUUUGUUUUUUUUAAAAAAUCUGGAGAUCUCAGCCCAUGUUCUUGGUACUUUACUCUUGAAAUACAAAUAAGAAAUGUAUAUAAUAAUCACUAAUAUUGCUCUGUGUGCAGGGUGGUUGUGCUUUCCCCUAGACAUUAUUCCAAGAAGCUUUGAAGCCAAACAAUUUCUUGCACUGAUUGGGCUAAUGUGCUCAAAAAACAUUGGGUCAGGCAAACUUCUAGUUUAUUGUUUGGAAAAUAACCAUUGGCCUCACAGUUCUUGAAUGGAUGUCUGAGGAGCUUGAGCAACUUAUCAUUUUAAGAGCACUUUCUUAACUUGUUGAACUCUGUCUGUAGAUGAGUGAUAUCACUGAAAAUAAAUCUGAAUAGAGUUCUGAGCUGAAAAACUGAAAUUUCAGUAUCUGCCUUUAAAAGUAACACGUGGAAAGUGGAGAUGGGCAAAGUCCUGCCUUGGCAAUUUAAGGUUUGCGGAUGCUUUGCAAACUACUGAGAUAAGACUUGAUAAGAGACAGAACUGCUCAUGUAAAAACAUGGAGGCAUAAACUGUAGAGUUUGGUUUCAGCAUUUUCUAGAUGGAAAUCCCUGUAGAAAAUGUAUUCUGAGAGUUCAAAUAUGCAUGCCAAAAGCCGCCCCCAAAUUCUGUGUUAAACAACACAUUUGACUGAAGUAAACAAAAGAGCAAUUGAAAUUUUGUAAUGCUACCCCUUACAGAUUAUUAUAGAACACUUGUACCACCUUUCAACUAUUGGAUAUAAAAAUUUAUAAGGAUAUGUAUGAAGUAAUAUAGAAAAGACAAAGGAUUACCUUAUGAUUUCUUUUAAAGUAUCCAUUUAAUCAGUAGUAUAAUCUACAUUGUUAACUGAGGUGAUAAUGUAUUAAAACUAUUGCUAGACAAAACUUUUCUCAUACCUUUCAACACCAAGCCAACCAGUAAACAUUGGUUACCAAUGUUAGCAAAUAUUUGUGUGCUCAGAAAUUCGAAAUUGUAUAUGCUUCCCAAACAGAAGCAUUUGCAACUUUGAUAGCACAGCCCCAAAUGCGCACACUGGUCCCGGAGUGAUGUUUUGUUCUGUAGCAAACAUGUUAACUUCUACAAAAGAAUGUUUUUACCCAAAGUUGAUUUGUUACUAAAAAUAAAAUAAAAACUCUUACAAGUGGACCAUCAGAAAGUUACACCAUCAGCAUCUUUAUAAGAUAAUAAAAAAUUGGCAUGCCAGGGAGAAAGUUCUAGCCUAGCCCCUAACCAACAUGUUAAUUUUGAAAACCCAAGGGUUUAAACAAAAACAUUUACAUUGUGGGGGACAUUCAGUCCCUCUACAAAUUCUAUUGUCUGUUUGGUCUUACAUAAUCCUGUUUAGAACAGGAUCUUGCAAGAUUUAUAGCUGUGCCAAUUGGCAUACACUACAUCAUAGUUCAUGACUAAAGGAGUUCUCCACAGCAAAACUGUCAUGUGAAUCUAAUUUUAAUACUAUAUUUGAGCCUACCUACCAAUACUUGAUAUAGAAAACCAGUGCAGCUUGAAAAUGUUUUUUCUAUAUUUAGAGCAUAAGGAUAACUAAAACAGAUAACAAUAAGACCAUAUAAAGGCCUUUAUGACAAUCUUAUGUGUAUAUGAUAGUUUUUAGUAGAUUAGCAUAUAAUGCCCCUGCACUCAUGCUGUAAUCCUAACAUAGCACCAUAUUUUGUGAUGUAUUGGUAUAUCAAUUAAGAAUUUAUGUGCUGCCAAAUUAAAAUCCGAGUCUGAUUCAUUCAAAACAAAUCAUUGUAUAGUGGCUGCUCACCAUGAGGACCUACCAAUUUUACCACACCACAGAGAACCACAUUAAAAAAUGGUUUGAAGUGGCAUGGUAAAAUAGGAUUCCUAUGGGUGAAAUGCCUAAGAUUUGUUUUGAAUGUGUUAAAGGCCCUUUUUGCAUGUAAUGUUAAACCACAGUUUUGCAUUACAUGCCCAAGUAGCAGCAAGCCUUACGCUUGCGCAGUUCCCCUUCAGCAUGGCCACAAUGACAAGAUCAGAUACUUUUGGUUUUAAAAGAACAGCAUUACAUCUGAACCUGGAGGAGCAUUAGUUAAGCCAGGUUCAAAACUGUGGUUUAUGACUGGUGUGUUAACAACAGGAGUGGGAAAGGGAAGCUUGUGAGUUCAUCGCUGCUCAUGCAUACAACACUAAACAAUGGUUAGGUGUGAAAUGGCCCAAAAUGUCUCUGCACAUGCAAAGCUGGUAUGUUGAUUAGUUCAUUUUUGUGUGGGUGUGCUUUCUAACUCUUCCUCCAUGUGCAUAUCUAAAAUGGAAACAGAUUAUACCAUGUACUGUCCCCCUGGUGUCAAACAACUAGAGUAAUUUUUUUAUAUAUAAAGGUUUAAUGCCUAGGCAAUAGAAAAAUUAGACGUCAGUGCUUUUAAAUGUGUGCCACUUUUAACUAGUUCUUUGGUUUUAUGGUAUUGCUUUCAACAUCAUAGAAGAAUUAUUUGAAACAUCAGGGGUAGACAAGUUGUGGCCUAUAACUGCCAUCAGCCCUAGCCAGCAUAACCAGUGAUGAGGGAUCAUGGGAGUUGUAGGCUAAAACAUUUGGAGGGCCACAACUGCCCACCACUGAUGUUAAAUAUUGGAGCAUUAAGAUGACAGACUGAGAUCAGAAUGUCAGAGCGUGUAAAAACAUUUAAACUAGUUAUUUAGAAUUCUACAGUGCUUGUGGUUAUUUAAUCCCCUAUUCUCCAUUCUGUUGUAAUACAGCCGUUUUAAGACUUGAAGCCCAGUGCUAUUCAAAUUUAAUUGGAAGCAAGCCCCAGGUCCAGUGAGUUCACUGGGGCUUUCUCUCAAGCAAAUCUGUAUUGGAUUGCAGCCUUAUUUUAUUCAAUCGCCCUCUUAUGUACACUGGAUGUUUUUGUUUAACUGUUGUGUGUGUUCACUCUUAUAACCUCUGUCCCAAAUUGCAGGUGGGGGGAAAUCAAGCAUCUAAAGGAUGAUAUUGCUAUUCUUUUGUCUUGGAUAUGGUUAAAACACUAUUUAUUUGUCAAUUUUGUGUGUGUCCGUGAACUUUAGCCUAUUACCUUGCUUUCAUUCAUGAUAACAUACACUAGUUUAGGUGGUACAUUCUCAGGAUUUCUAUGCAUUGCCUAAAUGUGCUUAAUUUGAAACAGAAAAUGGUGGAGGAGAGUGGUAACAGUGGACGCAUGUUUGACUCCUUUUAGUUUUAAAUUGUGGUUCUCUGGCAUUAGACACUUUUUCCAUUUUUCUUUGCUCUAUAGUACAUUAUUAUUAUAGACUAGAACUUGUCCAGUACCAGACUCUUCAUAAAAGGCUCAAUACUUGAUUGAAGUCCUAUGUUUUCAAUUUGCGUUGGUGAACCAGCUGCCAUUUUAAGUAGUGCCAAAAGCGACUUGGGGCAUAAAAGCUUAGUACAGGCAAAACCCACAAUCCAACAGUUUCAAGCACACUUUAAACAAGUUGAUAUCAAAGGGAUUGGGUAUGCUGCACUGGAUGACCCAUACAUUUUACUUAG
Molecule: messenger RNA, 6375 nt
Organism: Elgaria multicarinata webbii
Lineage: Eukaryota; Metazoa; Chordata; Lepidosauria; Squamata; Anguidae
Gene: KLHL15
Product: kelch like family member 15
Exons: 3
Coding region: 90-1904 (604 amino acids)
Biological process (GO): protein ubiquitination; nuclear protein quality control by the ubiquitin-proteasome system
Cellular component (GO): nucleus; Cul3-RING ubiquitin ligase complex
Molecular function (GO): protein binding
Source: RefSeq, a predicted model, not a curated record